UAUUUGGAUCAUACCUGAAGCAGCGCGGGAAUACCAGUUCUUUUUCUCUCUUUCAUCAAUAGAUGUUCAUUGCAAUUCAGACUCAUCAACGUAAAUCACUCCAUUCUCUGUGUUUCAGGCACUCUACUUUCUGUAUCAACCGUUCGUUUGACCUAGUCACUCCUGCGUAAACACUAUUAAACGUUUUCGCGGUCGCUGAUUUCCUCAGGUACUCUACUUUGUGAAUCAACCGUCGAUUCGUUUGACCUAGUUACUUCUGCGUAAACACUGUUAAACGUCUUUCGCUCGUUUCCUCAGGAUGACAACUGCUGCAGGUCAUGAUAUUUCUCAACUUGAUAUUUCUGAGCAGGAAUUGGACAGGCUUGUAGGCGAAAUGGUCAGGCAUGUAAUUUUCAAGACCCAACAAACUUCUGGCUGUCCUAUCAAAAGAGAUGAGCUUACUCAACUGGUUUCUAAACACUAUAGUCAGAGGUCCCUUCCUACUGUUGUGAUCAACAAGACCAUAGAAAAGCUGUCCAAUGUUUUUGGAUAUGAAAUGAAGGAGCUUCAAAGGUCUCGAUCAAAACCCAACCAAGGUCGCACUAGUCAACAGGGUUCUACUGAUGCAAAAUCAUACAUUCUUACAAGUAAACUCAAUGAUGAAGUUUACAAGAAGUAUGUGGCCGAUGAAAGUCAGUCACACUUGACUGGUUUAACUUUUGUCAUUGUUGGGAUCGUGUCUUUAGCUGGAGGCAAGAUCUCCGAAGAUAAUCUUUGGCAUCACUUAAGGCAAUUGGAACUCUCUCAAACUGAAGAAAACCAUCCAGUCUUUGGAAACACUAAGCAAUUUUUGGAGACACUUGUCCAGCAAAGAUUUUUAAUGAAGGAAAAAGUUAAUGGCCCUGAAGGGAGUAGUUUAUUUUAUGAGCUUGCAGAAAGAUCAUUAGAUGUAUCUGUUAGUCAAAGAAUCAAAGAUCAUAUAGCACAGAUUGUUCAGAGAGAGGUUCCUACACCAGAUGGUAACAACGACGAUGACGAAGAGUAAAAAUCUCAUGUCGAAAAUACAAAGGUGUGUUGUUGUAUCUCAUAAACUUGCCUUUUAAUGCUGUUGUUUUUGUCUAAUAGUAUUUGUUUGUAUUUGGAAACACUCUUGUUUUUGAACUGAAUUCACUUAGAUAUGGCUAAAUUUCUUGACCCAAAUCUACAUAUGUUUGG
Molecule: messenger RNA, 1194 nt
Organism: Impatiens glandulifera
Lineage: Eukaryota; Viridiplantae; Streptophyta; Magnoliopsida; Ericales; Balsaminaceae
Product: melanoma-associated antigen B1
Exons: 8
Coding region: 299-1024 (241 amino acids)
Cellular component (GO): nucleus
Source: RefSeq, a predicted model, not a curated record